Messenger RNA from Perkinsus marinus ATCC 50983, 1191 nucleotides. Its product is annotated as Galactokinase, putative. The record is from RefSeq and is a predicted model, not a curated record. The transcript is spliced from 6 exons. Gene Ontology annotation, molecular function: ATP binding; galactokinase activity. Gene Ontology annotation, cellular component: cytoplasm; cytosol. Gene Ontology annotation, biological process: galactose metabolic process; carbohydrate phosphorylation. Lineage: Eukaryota; Perkinsozoa; Perkinsida; Perkinsidae. Bases 1 to 1191 code for a protein of 396 amino acids.
AUGACCAGUACUCUCAAUACGCCUGCUGCCUCACUAGUAGCCGAUGCUGUGAAGGAUUACCGACAGAAGUUUGGGGCUGAGCCGGCUGCUUUUGGUGCUGCCCCUGGUCGUAUUGAGAUCCUUGGUAACCACACCGACUAUAAUGAGGGUUUUGUCUUAUCGGCUGCUAUCGAUCGUUAUACGGUUGUUGUUGGUGGCAAGUCCCCUGAUGAUAAAGUGCGUCUUCAUAGCAGUGCCUUUGCGAAUGUGGUAGAGUUUGAUAUUAACGAUGAGACCAAGUAUGAGGGAGAGGAUUCCUGGGCAAACUACUCGAAGGGUGUCAUAGUAGAGUUGAGAAAAGCUAGCUAUGGAGUACCUGCUUUCCAGGCCUCUAUCUACUCCAACGUGCCAGUGGGGGCUGGCGUGUCUUCAUCUGCUGCAAUUGAGUUGGCUACUGCUAAUCUCAUUAGAGAGCUGGAUGGUCCUGAUAGUAAACUGUAUAAGGCUAAGCUCCUCGAGGUGGUGUUAGCAUGCAAGAGUGCUGAGAACAACUUUGUUGGUAUGGGUUGUGGUAUACUGGAUCAAUAUACCUCGGCUUUUGCGAAGAGUGGCCAACUAGUCCAUCUGGAUUGCCGUGAUAACAGUUGUGAUUACGUUCCUCUACAGAAUGAUGUUCGCUUCGUUCUGUGCAAUACUCAUGCUCCUCAUCAGCUUGUGGACGGAAAGUACAAUGAGUUGAGGAAGUGCUGCUUUGGUGCUGCUAAGGCGCUCGGUGUGCCAUUUUUGAGGGACAUAGAUGCGGACACCUACGAGGCGAAGAAGUCUACUCUAACCGAAGAUGACAGGAAGAGGGCGAAUCAUGUUAUUGGUGAGAACACACGUGUUGCCGAGGCUAUGGAUGCGAUAUCUAAAAAUGAUAUGGAGAAGUUUGGGCAACUCAUGAAUGCCUCUCAUGUGUCGAGUAGAGAUGACUUUGGGAACUCCUGCAAGGAGUUGGAUAUCAUGUUUGACCAGGCGCAGGGUUGUCCUGGCUUCCUAGGAGCUCGUCUUAUGGGAGGUGGUUUCGGUGGUUGCACUAUCAAUCUAGUGAAGGCUGAUAAGGUGGAUGACUUCUGCAAGGAAGUGGCCCAGUUGUAUGAGAAGGCUAGCGGCAUCAAAUGUGAUACCAUUGCUGUGGCCCCUGGUGAUGGUGCUCACGGUGGUAAACUGUAA